Pleurotus ostreatus (oyster mushroom) is the source of this 621-nucleotide messenger RNA. RefSeq lists its product as uncharacterized. NCBI's taxonomy places the organism in Eukaryota, Fungi, Basidiomycota, Agaricomycetes, Agaricales, Pleurotaceae. The transcript is spliced from 4 exons. Bases 1 to 621 code for a protein of 206 amino acids. The record is from RefSeq and is a predicted model, not a curated record.
AUGGUCGAACGCAAGCACGAGAACGCCGCUUCUUCAGAGGCCUCGGGAGAUCAAAACAAGCGGGUGAGGCGCUUGAAUACUCCCUUGUUAUUGAGGGACUCCUCAACGCCUCAGCCUUCUCCACGCCAAUCUCCAGGCUCCCCCACUCCUCCCCGCCCAACACCACGCUCGCCAACACCACGCUCGCCAACACCACGCUCGCCAACACCACGCUCGCCAACACCACGCUCGCCAACACCACACUCCCCCACUCCUCCCCGCCCAACACCACGCUCGCCAACACCACACUCCCCCACUCCUCCCCCCCCAACACAACUGUUGCCAUCGAAUGUCUGGCAUCAAACCAUUAUGAAAACGACUGCGAUCACAAUUAACUUGCAAGGCAUCAGAUCUCCAGACGAGGUGCACCUGAGGUCGCAAGGGAGUAGUCUCCUCCUUGAUGCGAGCAACGCAGACAUCAACUACAGGUGGAGGGCGAAUUUUCGCGGCCCAAUUAGCCCCGACUUCGUAUUUGUGGGGCUGGUUGGGGAGGAGCUACGAAUCAUGGCGACGGCAAUGAUGUAUAGAGACGACGAAUACGAACCACAUGAAUACCCCGUAGCUGCUCAAUCGCCAUGGUAG